Molecule: messenger RNA, 866 nt
Organism: Cheilinus undulatus (humphead wrasse)
Lineage: Eukaryota; Metazoa; Chordata; Actinopteri; Labriformes; Labridae
Exons: 5
Coding region: 230-859 (209 amino acids)
Source: RefSeq, a predicted model, not a curated record
AAUACACAGUCUUGGUUAGAUUUAGUGCACCUAUAGCUGGACCUGGAGCCUGGGAACUCGACUGUACUUUCAAGAGUGUUUUCAUGUGAAACCAGAAGCGUGUGGAGAGCUACUUCCUUUACUGACGAUGUCUCACCUUCAGGAGGACUGAAAACAAAGAAAAGAGCAGCAAGGUGCCAGCUUCACAUCACUUUUGUGCUCCACCAGCAGCUCUUACUUCUUGACCAUUAUGGCGAACUGGACUCUGUUUAUCGUUCUGAUCCUGCCAGCUAUGGUGUGUCUCGACAGCAAAGGAACACGAGAGGAAACCAUCAGGAGAGAACGAGGAGUUCUGUCAGUGUGCUUCAAUGACACGAUGAACAACAUCAUGCUGAUCGUUUGUAAGAUCAGAACAGAGAGAAGAAUGGGACAAAACUGUAGUCUGUUGUAUCGAGAUGGAGGGAAAAUUGAGGAUAAAUGUGACUCAAGAUUCAGACUUGUGAAAAAGAAUGAGACUGUGUUUAUCCAGUGGAAAGACUUAACCCCAGAGGAUCAUGGGAACAUCACCUGUGAAUGUUCACAAACAGGUGGAACAUUCACUCUAGAGCUCAGUGUCCGUUUUGAUGUUUCAGAGAAUGAAGUACACAGCAGUGAGAAACCAGAGCAGCUCUUUCCUUUUGUUGGUGGAAUUUCAGUCAUCGUUAUAACUGCAGCCAUCCUUGGGCUUGUCUGCAGGAGGUUACAUCACAGGAAACAAGCAGAGCCCCUGAGCAGCCCUCCAAACAUGGAUCCUCCUGACAUUGAACCCUACAGCACCUUCACCCAGAGAGAAAAUGGACUCUACUCAACUGUCAAACUGUUCAGCUCUCCACCAACAUGAACUAUUA